This is a messenger RNA of Drosophila sechellia, 1115 nucleotides long. RefSeq lists its product as uncharacterized. NCBI's taxonomy places the organism in Eukaryota, Metazoa, Arthropoda, Insecta, Diptera, Drosophilidae. Bases 180 to 821 code for a protein of 213 amino acids. The record is from RefSeq and is a predicted model, not a curated record. The transcript has 2 exons. Gene Ontology annotation, biological process: autophagy.
UGUAAACAAAAGUGAAAUUUUGGAAACUGCGUUCUUGCAAAAGAAUAGACAUUUUGCUUGCAUAAAACAGGCAAUAAUGCAAUUGGCAAUAUAAUUAUUAAAAUUUAGAUGCCUGGCAAUUUUACCGUUACAAGAGCAAACAUUUAAUUUUAAAUCAGGACGGGAAAACAGCCAAAAACAUGGACUGCGCACCUCUGAACUUGGCUCAUUUCCACGAGCGAAGGUCGGAGCGAUUUAUACGCAAUCACCGCUAUGAAGAGGCCAUUAAAGCGCUGGAAACAUCCCUAAUCUACAUGCAGGAUGCCCAAAAACGGGUGGCUCUGCCCAAAUCCAAGGAAGUUCUGGACACAUUGACCCUCGAUUUUCAGCGCAAACUGCGUCAAAUUGAGAUGCGAAAGACCCAGCACGGUCUGAACAAGCUGAAGGACUAUGCUCCCUUGAAGGAAACCAGUCUCAUGCUGCCCCUGCGACCAGAAGCCGGAGCCAGUGGAGGAGCUGGAGGAUCCGCUCAGUCGAUGGCCAAGGCAAUCGACAAAACAGUGCAGGACUUCGAUGCCAAGUUCACCUCCUCCUUGGUGGCAAAGGUCUCUAGCACACUGGCCCAUUCGGAGCCCCAAAUGGAGACGCUGAAGAAGAGCGAUUCUGCACAUGAGGAGCAGGAACACGAUACCUACGAUCAGCGACUGGGCGGCAGUGGGGACCUGGACCUGCCCUCCUUGGCGCCCUUGGAGUUGCCCUCCUUCGACUACAGCCUGUUCACCAGCUCCUCGGCUCCUUCGCUGGCCAGCUAUGCCGGCAUGGCUGAGAGCUUCCAGAAAUAGGCCUAGUUAAGAUCCAUUUGUACAACUUCAAUUCAUUUGAGAGAUCUCGUGGUGGAUCUGGCAGUGCCCGCUGAGUCGUGAUUAGAAUUUAAUUUUAGGCACGUUCUUUAUUUCAGCGUUUUGUGCAGUUCCCUUGUGAAGCGUAUAAAAAAAAACAAAUGAAAUUAGGUUAAUUCACAUUAUAUUGUGCAAUAAUACUUUGAUAUACAUAAACCGAAGCGUUAAAUUUAAAAAAAAUGAGCACUUCUACUUUAAAUAUAAUAAUAAAACAGCACAUAACUUUGUGUAUUACAA